AUGGGUUACUACCAGGGCACUACCCCCGGCCAAAGCUGGGAUCCGCGUUCUGUCCUGCAAUUCGACAACCCACAGGUUGGAUACCAGACCUGUUUCGGUACGGCAAUCACAUACGGACGUAGGUGCAGAAGACAAGUCUCCAUCGGCCCGUUCAUUCCCGCAAAACUGCAGGCCCAGGAACCACUGAAAGCAGCAAAAUCUUCUUGGCUGAACGCUCUUGCUCUUGACGGCUUAUGUUGGCAACACGUACACCAAGUCGACGAUGUCAUCGCCAGGUGGCGCCACGCCCUGCACAAGUUUGCCGAGACGCAGUCAGCGGGCACGAAGUCUUCUUCCAAAGGCCAUGGCCCCAAACCCUCAACUGCUGGAUCAAGACCUACACCUAAGACCGAGCAGAGACACCCCGAUGUCGAUGACAUCAUGGAGCAAAUUCGCCGGCUUCGGGAAGAGUUGGAGAAGUUACUAUCAGAGCAGAAGAGCUCGUCGAGUUACUCUUCUGGACCCAAGCCUUCGGCUCAGCAACCCCAGCAACAGGAUCAUGCGGAAGAGCAGCGCCGGCGGGAAGAGAGCGAGGAGAAAGCCAGAGAGGCCCGGAAGCGAGAAGAUAGUGAACGAGCGGAGCGCGCGCGCGCAAAGAGACAAAAAGAGAAGGAGCGAGAGGAACGUGAGUGGUCGGACGCAUGUGCAAGAUACGAAGACAGAUGGAGCAACAUCGAAGCGGGAGGCGGCGGCCUUGCUAGCAGCCAGAUCCCAUGGCCUACAAAGUCUGGCAAAGGGACAACAGUCGACGAAAGAGCCGUGCGAGAGUUCUUCAGGAGGAUGCCGUCUCUUCUGCUGUCUGACGAGCCCGGCGAGGAGAGGUUCCGCGUGAUCUCGCGGGAGACGAAGCGGUGGCAUCCCGACAAGCUGCAGGUUGGUUUGGGCGGGAAAUCUUCGACGGUGAACACAAAGACAACAUUGAUGUGGUUUCGAAGCUGGUUUUCGUGCUUUGGAAAGAUGCAGAGAUGA
Molecule: messenger RNA, 1008 nt
Organism: Colletotrichum spaethianum
Lineage: Eukaryota; Fungi; Ascomycota; Sordariomycetes; Glomerellales; Glomerellaceae
Exons: 1
Coding region: 1-1008 (335 amino acids)
Biological process (GO): canonical NF-kappaB signal transduction
Source: RefSeq, a predicted model, not a curated record